AUGUCCAACUCUCAGGAAGUCCUUUCCGCCAACGGAAACGAUAUCGUCGAUUCCAUGGAUCAGCUCAAGAUGGAGGAGCGCCUUGGCCCUGACGGGGAGCCCGCCCCUAAGACGGACGAGGAAUACGCUCAGGCCCAACUGACGCUCCGCGCCAUCGUCUCCUCCAAGGAGGCUGGUGUCAUCAUUGGAAAAGGCGGCAAGAACGUCGCUGACCUCCGUGACGAGACUGGUGUCAAAGCCGGUGUCAGCAAGGUCGUUCAGGGCGUCCAUGAUCGCGUCCUCACCAUCACCGGUGAAUGCGACGCCAUCUCCAGAGCCUACGCCAUCGUUGCCCGCGCUCUCCUCGAGGGUGCCCCUGCCAUGGGCAUGGGCGGCAUCGUCCAAAGCAACGGCACUCAUCCCAUCAAGCUGCUCAUCUCUCACAAUCAGAUGGGCACCAUCAUCGGCAGACAGGGGCUGAAGAUCAAGCACAUCCAGGACGUCUCCGGCGUCCGCAUGGUGGCGCAGAAGGAGAUGCUGCCGCAGUCCACUGAACGCAUUGUCGAAGUUCAAGGCACCCCCGAGGGCAUCCAGCGCGCGGUAUGGGAGAUUUGCAAAUGCCUCGUCGAUGACUGGCAGCGCGGCACCGGCACUGUUCUGUACAACCCUGUCGUCCGCACCCAACCCGGUGCGACUGGUGGCAGUAUCGGCGGUGGCAGCUCUAGCUACGGCUCCGGCAGCCGCGACUAUGGCAGCCCUCGCGUCAUGCGGACGGGCAACGGCGCCGACUUCAGCAACGGCGGCGUGCGGCCCUUCAACCGCCGCUCCGACUCGGACGCGGCUUCUCGGGGCCCUCCCACUCACGACGAGAAUGGCGAGGAGAUACAGACUCAGAACAUCAGCAUUCCCGCAGACAUGGUUGGCUGCAUCAUUGGCCGUGCCGGCAGCAAGAUAAGCGAGAUCCGCAAAACCUCUGGAGCUCGCAUCUCGAUUGCCAAGGCACCGCACGACGAAACUGGCGAGCGCAUGUUCACCAUUAUGGGUACGGCCAAGGCGAAUGAGUCGGCCCUGUUCCUCCUGUACGAGAACCUCGAGGCCGAGAAGAUGCGACGCAGCCAGCUGCCGGAGGCAGAGUAG
Molecule: messenger RNA, 1116 nt
Organism: Purpureocillium lilacinum
Lineage: Eukaryota; Fungi; Ascomycota; Sordariomycetes; Hypocreales; Ophiocordycipitaceae
Product: RNA binding protein, heterogenous nuclear RNP-K like protein
Biological process (GO): 3'-UTR-mediated mRNA stabilization
Cellular component (GO): nucleus; cytoplasm
Molecular function (GO): mRNA 3'-UTR AU-rich region binding
Source: RefSeq, a predicted model, not a curated record